Messenger RNA from Phalaenopsis equestris, 342 nucleotides. RefSeq names its product cellulose synthase A catalytic subunit 7 [UDP-forming]-like. The record is from RefSeq and is a predicted model, not a curated record. Gene Ontology annotation, biological process: cellulose biosynthetic process; plant-type primary cell wall biogenesis. Gene Ontology annotation, cellular component: trans-Golgi network; plasma membrane. The transcript has a single exon. NCBI's taxonomy places the organism in Eukaryota, Viridiplantae, Streptophyta, Magnoliopsida, Asparagales, Orchidaceae. The annotation marks the transcript as partial. Gene Ontology annotation, molecular function: cellulose synthase (UDP-forming) activity.
AUAGGAUGGAUAUACGGAUCAGUGACGGAAGACAUACUGACCGGAUUCAAGAUGCACUGUAGAGGCUGGAAAUCGGUCUACUGCACGCCGAACCGGCCGGCUUUCAAGGGAUCGGCUCCGAUCAAUCUCUCCGACCGCCUCCACCAAGUUCUCCGGUGGGCGCUCGGCUCGGUGGAGAUCUUCCUCAGCCGGCAUUGCCCGCUGUGGUACGGCUAUGGAGGCAAUCUCAAGUGGCUGGAGAGAUUCGCAUAUACGAACACGAUCGUCUACCCUUUCACUUCCAUCCCGCUGCUCGCUUACUGCACCAUCCCCGCCGUCUGUUUGCUCACCGGAAAGUUCAUC